AUGAUUUAUUUAUCAAAUAUGGGAUUAUUUACUCGUAAAAAUGGAUAUGUGAUCCCAAUCAUUCUCGUGGCGUUCUUAGUAUUUGUUCCAUCAGUUACUGCGUUUGGAGCAGGUAAUAUACCUAGUAUCUCAUCAAUCGAGGGUAUUAACUUCCGACAUGGGGACAUUGAAGAUAUGCUUAAGACUGUCGCGUGUAUAAAGGGUCAUAAAUGGACCUCUAUGAUGAUAAAACGGGUCUAUUUCGGGAACUGGUUGAGAGAUUACUCACAGGCUGUAGACGUUGGAAGUUUAAAAGGCGUCUCUGCUCCAACAAUCAGGAUACUCGUUUGGGUGUUAUCUUUUCUAUCUUUUGGCUACGCUACACAGGAAUUCGAGGUUACGGACGAAAGAUUAGGUGUCUAUCGCCCUGAAGAGCACAUUGACAAUCCAAAAGAUUAUGCCGAUAAUAAAGAUGCUCGUCACCAUGACCCACGCCUUAGAGGUCCUGUUCAAAAAGCUGAACUUGAAAUCGAUAUGAACACGGGAAUGAAGAACUAUAUUGCUAACGAGUAUGGGGGCUGGGCAACUUCUUCUGGCUACGUCAAAUUUAGCCUUUCCCGCAGCAUUCAUUUUGGUAGGCUCUACACUAGUGGUUCUGGAAAUAGUAAAGGAAACGAGUCAGACCUUUGUGAAGCACUUAGGUGUCUAGGCCAGGCCCUACACUGCUUGGAGGACUUUAGUGCUCACUCAAACUACGUCGAGCUCGCUCUACGAGAGAUGGGCUAUCGGGAUGUAUUUCCACACACAGGAGUUUCGACCGAAUUAAAUAUUCAGGGCCACUAUAUCUAUCCGCUAACAACUGGAACUUUCGGUGCCGUUGAUUUCCUGCACAGUGUCCUUGGAGAGGCAACCGAUCAUUUCACUCAAACCGAGGUAGAUGAAAUGGAUUUAGUAUUAAAGAAUGCCGAAAAAAUUCAGGAUGGCGACAGUCGGAAAUCUAGUCUCUUCGGCUCAGGGAGCGACUUGAUCCGUCUCCUUAAAAAAGUCCCAGGCUUAGGGCUAGACCUUUCUUCGACUGCCAAAAAUCUUAAAUCAGCUUCAGAAGCGAAACAAUUAGAAAACACAAAUCGAGCCGGAGUCAUGGGUGGAUUUCAGUACGCACCUGAAAACUUAUUCGAACCGGGUGACGAACCUUCAGGCCCAUCAUCAGAAGCUGAUCCUAUGAAUAUCAUAAAAAAAAUAUAUCCAAUUCUAGAAUUCAGAGAUAAGGUGGUGAAGGCAAUUAAUAAAACAAUCGCCAAAAUUCCAGGUCUUGAGUCUUUAGUUGAGCGAAUCAGUGAAACUCUCACACUCUUUAUACUUUCUCUAUUAUCUCCUUACAUCAGACCAAUCAUUGAUACAGCUUCAAAAACGCUAAAGCAAGGAUCCUCAACCGUUGUGGCUGCAAGCGCAAACUCUCAGUUUGAGCCCUGGAAUGAUCCAUACUGCACUGAUCCAACACAUUCGAUGCUCGCAAAAGAUCACUUUUCUAACAAACUUAAUGGUGUAGCCGGUCGAGUUGCUAGUUCAAUUCUUCAAUAUGUAACGCCACGGGUCCUCUAUGCAUGGGAAAAUCCAGAUUUGAAUGUAGACGAGGUCACAGCAGAUAUUAUUCGCGUAUUUCAUCAUCCAGCUCUUCGGGAUGAGUCCCUUGAGAUACAUCGAAAUAUGUUCCAUACUGUCCGUCAAUGGGUUGAUGAACAGCCUGAUCGUCACAAUCUGAACGAAAUUCUCGGCUCUGCCUCUGUCAAAGCUGGGCGUAAUCACCAACUAGUCGAUGAAGCUAGAGGGCUUGAACAUAACCACGGCCUCCUCGGCGGACAUGGUAAGACUUCUGGUUCAAUUUGGACUGAGAUACAAAAGCGUGAUCUAGCUGCCAUGGAAGGCACAGAUGGGCGCUACGCUUUCUCUGAUGUACCUGAAUCUGGAUAUGAACCUCACACAAACGACUUUCAAGGUAACGUGAAUAUCCAAUUUCAGAAUCAACCAACACCAAACAAUGAAUAUUAUCAAUCACCUAUGCAUUCGCAGCAACCAGGGCCCCCAAAUUUUCAGCCAUUAUAUCCAAAUCCUGCAGCACCUCCAGGGGGCUAUUGGCCACAAAUGAAUCCAGGGUAUAAUCAACAUAAUCCUCAUUUCCAGCCAGGAGUAACACAGACACAUUGGGGGGCGAACUAUCCACCAGUUUACGCUGCACCAUAUCCAUCUGUAAACCAGCACAUGUAUCAAGGUCCUUAUCCCGGGAGUCAGGGUGGAUAUCCCGACGGGAGUGGUUACGGAGCUCCACCUUGA
Messenger RNA from Blumeria graminis f. sp. triticale, 2310 nucleotides. The record is from the annotation of a GenBank genome assembly. Lineage: Eukaryota; Fungi; Ascomycota; Leotiomycetes; Helotiales; Erysiphaceae.